GGCGCGGUUGAAGGCAGAGUGAGUUGCUGAGGGGAGACCCGGCGAUUACUCCUGUCACCACCAUGGCAGCUCUCCGCUACGCGGGCCUGGACGACACGGACAGCGAGGAUGAGCUGCCUCCCGGCUGGGAGGAAAGAACCACCAAGGACGGCUGGGUGUACUACGCCAACCACACCGAGGAAAAGACCCAGUGGGAACAUCCAAAAACCGGCAAAAGAAAACGAGUUGCAGGAGAUUUGCCAUAUGGCUGGGAGCAAGAGACUGAUGAGAACGGACAACUGUUUUUUGUUGACCACAUAAAUAAAAGAACUACCUACUUGGACCCAAGGUUGGCAUUUACUGUGGAUGAUAAUCCAACAAAGCCAACCACCAGACAGAGAUACGACGGCAGCACCACCGCCAUGGAGAUCCUGCAGGGCCGAGACUUCACGGGAAAGGUGGUCCUGGUUACCGGCGCAAAUUCAGGAAUAGGGUUUGAAACCGCCAAGUCCUUUGCCCUCCAUGGUGCACACGUGAUCCUGGCCUGCAGGCACAUGAGCAGAGCCAGCGAGGCAGUGUCCCGCAUUCUGGAAGAAUGGCACAAAGCCAAGGUAGAAGCAAUGACCCUGGACCUGGCUGUGCUCCGCAGCGUGCAGCAUUUUGCUGAAGCGUUCAAGGCCAAGAAUGUGUCUCUUCAUGUGCUUGUGUGCAAUGCGGGGACUUUCGCUCUACCCUGGACCCUCACGAAAGAUGGCCUGGAGACGACCUUCCAGGUCAAUCACCUGGGACACUUCUACCUUGUCCAACUCCUGCAGGACAUUUUGUGUCGCUCAGCCCCUGCCCGUGUCAUCGUGCUGUCUUCUGAGUCCCACAGAUUUACAGAUAUUAAUGAUUCCUCAGGGAAACUUGACCUCAGCCGCCUGUCUCCAUCACAGAGUGACUAUUGGGCCAUGCUGGCUUAUAACAGAUCCAAGCUCUGCAAUAUCCUCUUCUCCAAUGAGCUGCACCGUCGCCUCUCCCCACGAGGGGUCACUUCGAAUGCCGUGCACCCUGGAAACAUGAUGUUCUCAUCCAUCCAUCGAAACUCAUGGGUGUACACGCUGCUGUUCACGUUGGCCAGGCCAUUCACCAAGUCCAUGCAACAGGGAGCUGCUACCACUGUCUACUGUGCAGUCGCCCCCGAGCUGGAAGGCCUUGGAGGGAUGUAUUUCAACAAUUGCUGCCGUUGCCUGCCGUCUGAAGAGGCUCAGAGCGAAGAGACAGCCCGGGCCCUGUGGGAACUCAGCGAGAGGCUCAUCCAGGACCGACUGGGCAGUCCAUCCAGCUAAGCUAAUCAGAGCCCCGUAAUUUUGGGCAACCUCCCUAUCCCUCCUCUGACCCUCAUAACUGCCAGCCCAUCAUCUAGGGGUGCCCCUCACCCUCCAGUGCAGAGCCAUGAGAGUAAAAGAAAUAAGAACAGCUAUAACCAAUGUGAAAGGUUGAGUGUCAGUGGGAAGCAGGGCCUUUCAAGGGAUAAUGUCCCUUUUGUAGGUCAGGGUUAGUCAUGGAUCUGCUUGCUUUUCUGGUGGUGGCCUCCUUGAAACCAGAAGCAUGGUUAAUAUGUAGGUUCCUUUGCUCAUUGUAGAAACACAAGUGAUUCUCUAUUACCUUUGGAAUAACCUAAUGUCCCCUUGACCCACCCAAGCACCCCCGCCCCCGGCCACCACUGCCACACAAGGCUGGCUUUCCCCUAUUGAGGGAAGAAAAAGAACGCGUUCACCUCUCCAUGCUGAGCUCAGUCCCGGAGGCCAACAUUUCAUACUUCCCUACCAAGUCUGACCAGGCUUGGCAACUUUGAGAGAAACUCAAAACCGUGUCUCAACAGAACCAAUGUGCUGGUGCCAUCAGAGGGGAGCAGAGCCGGUGUGCUGAGGUGGUGGGUCCCAAGAGCACCUUUUGCUGUCUUCCUUGCCAAAGCUAUGCAAGCAUUUUUUUUUUUUUUAGUGAUUAUAACAAAUACAUUUUCGCAAAUCAUUCCCUAGAUACACAGGUGGACAAGGAAGGAAGCAAGGUUUCCUUAAGACCCAGAGGAUAUUCUUGAGGUGGGAAAUAGGAAGUAGUUCCCUCAUUUCUUUACUCACAGUUCCAAGGACAACCCCCUGAGGGAGUGUCAGGGCCUCUCAGUCCUCUUGAAUCAGUGGCUAGCUUCAGCUUCCCUUGGUUCCUCCCAUCCUAUGCUUAAUAAAAG
Chionomys nivalis (European snow vole) is the source of this 2206-nucleotide messenger RNA. RefSeq names its product WW domain containing oxidoreductase (gene Wwox). The coding region runs from base 63 to 1307 and encodes 414 amino acids. NCBI's taxonomy places the organism in Eukaryota, Metazoa, Chordata, Mammalia, Rodentia, Cricetidae. The record is from RefSeq and is a predicted model, not a curated record. Gene Ontology annotation, molecular function: protein binding. The transcript is spliced from 9 exons.